GUGUAUAUGUUUUAAUGUAGAUGAAAUCAGCUUAAUCUUACAGUUAUUGACACUUAAUAGACAAAUGUAUCCGGUGAUCUGUGUUAUCCCAUAAUCCUUUACGAGCAUCUUAACGGAAGUUCCCAUAGAGAAAAAGCGGAGUUCAGUGUACUAAUACAGUGUCUUUGCUGAAACAAAAAUAAAUGAAUUUACAAAAAAUGGAAGAAGAAACAAGAGAAAAGAAAUUAGAACGCAUUGCCCAAAGAAUCAGGUCGUUUCCUGACUUUCCGUCCAAAGGAAUUUUAUUCAAGGAUAUCUGUCCGGUGCUUAAAGACCCUGAAGCUCUGACUGCAGUAAUUGAUUUAUUUGAACAACAUGUAAGACAGACCUACCCCCAGGUUGAAUUAAUUGUUGGUCUGGAUGCUCGUGGGUUCCUGUUCGGUCCUCUCCUGGCUCAGAGACUGGGUGUGGGGUUUGUGCUCAUUCGUAAGAAGGGGAAACUGCCUGGCCCCACCCAAUCUGUGGGUUACACACUGGAAUACGGAAUGGCAGAAGCUGAGAUCCAGGAAGACGCCAUUGAUGCAGGCCAGAAGGUCAUCAUUAUCGACGAUUUGCUUGCUACUGGGGGUACCCUGUAUGCAGCCUGCGAGCUGUUGAAAAAGCAAAGCGCCGAGGUGCUUGGCUGCAUGGUGUUGAUUGAACUGAAGGACUUGAACGGUGCAGAGCGAGUGAAACCGAGCCCACUGUUCUCUCUAGUCCAGUACUAAGGGUUGUAUGCAUUAAGCAAUACAGUGCCCGUGUAUGCAUUGCAAUUCUAUGCAUUUACUGGUGUGCCAUCUCUUUAGAAAUACAGCCAUAAAAGCCUGUCUGCAACUGAUUAACCAAUGACCUUUUCAGCGCAGUGUAUCUGCUUUUUUUGCCUUUUUAUUGGGGGAUUUUUUAUUUUUUUUUAAAUCAUCUAGGAACUAGAACAAGCUCAUACUAUGCCAUUUUGAAAAAAAAAAAAAAUUAUCAUGUUCUCAAUCAGAACAAUUAUAAAGGGUAACGUGGAAGACCAGGGUGUCUUUCAUCCCUUGGCUUGCUGGACAGACUGAAGUACAAAUUUAGACUUUUUUUUUUUUCAAUUAUGAUCACUAGAGGGUGGUCUGUGCAAUACUUAAAUUCCUAUUGUGAGAAGCUGGGACUGGAGUCGCUGUUAGUGUCCAUGCAUUUCGCACCCUCUCCUGGUGUUUCUGUAUUAUUCUAUCCAAGCUUGUCAUUACUGUGCUUUCUUUGUUUUUUCUCAAUUCAGUAAUGGUUGUGGAUGCAAAAUAACAAAGGAUCAAUGUACUGGCAGCAAACAGUCAUUUAAAAACAGUAAGUUAUGUUCUGUACAAAGCAUUGGUUGAACAAAGCGUCUUAGUAGCAGUUGUAACUGUGUAUUUCCAAUUCCUUGAUAUCUAGAUGGAAACAAAAAAUCUUAAAUCCAAUCUGUAUUUUAAGGGGACCAAUGAAAUACAAGCAGUAUUUGCUAAAUAAACCACAUUUGUAUU
Messenger RNA from Acipenser ruthenus (sterlet), 1511 nucleotides. RefSeq names its product adenine phosphoribosyltransferase (gene aprt). Gene Ontology annotation, molecular function: adenine binding; AMP binding; adenine phosphoribosyltransferase activity. Gene Ontology annotation, biological process: adenine salvage; AMP salvage. Bases 183 to 746 code for a protein of 187 amino acids. The record is from RefSeq and is a predicted model, not a curated record. The transcript is spliced from 5 exons. Gene Ontology annotation, cellular component: cytoplasm. NCBI's taxonomy places the organism in Eukaryota, Metazoa, Chordata, Actinopteri, Acipenseriformes, Acipenseridae.